Messenger RNA from Aplosporella prunicola CBS 121167, 692 nucleotides. RefSeq lists its product as uncharacterized. The record is from RefSeq and is a predicted model, not a curated record. The transcript has a single exon. Lineage: Eukaryota; Fungi; Ascomycota; Dothideomycetes; Botryosphaeriales; Aplosporellaceae. Bases 209 to 595 code for a protein of 128 amino acids.
UACAUAUUCAAAACACUCACUCAUUCAAUAUAACUACCACACAUUACAACAAGACGAAAUAGACCAACACCUAGUUCUAACUUACACAUACGUCUCUUAUUAGUUCCUUGCCCCUAAGACGUGAAAGCAAUCCACAAUAUUUAGAGAUCGAGUUUCAACAUCACGUAAACCAACCAUACCUAACACCAAGAUCCCACAUAGCAAGCUCAUGCACGUAAAAACAAGUCCCCAUUCCACGCACCCGCAUCACCAUAAACAAACAAAACACAACACAACCAAAUCCAACUCAACCCCAGACAACCACAACAACACCUCCCCCACCAACAAACAAACAAACAAACAAACAGCACACAAGCCACAAACCCAGCCCAUCCCCCUCAUAUUAGCACCUAGAUGUAUCCGCGCGCCGAUAUCCAAUACCGCCAAGCAUACACACCUUGUACUCACACUCGUCACCAACAGCCAGUGCAGAAGCAGAGAAAAGUCAUGUCGUAUCUUCGCAAUAAGGGAAGAGGAAAAUACUAUCUGCUCGUGCCACUGUUUCCUCUUCCGACCUCCUCAUCCUCCCAGUGUUCCCCUACGCAGUCGUUUCUGAAUCCAGCCUUCAUACGAGACGCAAUACGAUUGUCAGCUUUUUGCACACGAAGAUACAAUAUAGCUUAUAUAGUAGAAAACAGCCUGCUAGCAGAAAC